UGAUAUUGGUAUAUUUGUUCAGCCUAGUAACUGCACAGGGAGUGGUGUUAUGUGAAUGACACCUGUUCAGGCUACAAAGUGCACAGAGGCUUGUGUUAUCUGUGUGAUAUCUGUUCAGCCACUGCCUGGAGUCAUCAUUUUGAAGCAAUAAGUACAAAUAAAACUUUUCAUGGAACAAACAUCAGAAAUCCUUUUGCAUCUCACUGCUCUGGAAGUAGCACAUUUGAAAGAAGGAGUUAACUUCCUGAGGAAUAAGGAAAAUGGAAAAAAGGUUAUCAUAUUUAAGGAAGGAGAAAACAUACAGGCAUGCAAGAAUUUGUGCAAACACCAAGGAGGGACGUUCAUCAAAGACAUCGAGGAUCUAGACGGCAGGACUGUUCGUUGUACAAAGCAUAAUUGGAAGCUGGAUGUAAGCACAAUGAAAUACAUCAACCCACCAGACAGUUUCUGUCAAGAUGAGCUUGUCAUUGAAAUGGAUGAAGAUGGAGGUCUUUUACUUGCUGAAUUAACCCCCCCAAAUCCUUGGGAUACUGAGCCACAAACUCCAAUAGAAUUAGAAAUUGGAGAGGUUCAGGUUACGUAUCUGACACAUGCAAGUAUGGAUGUAAAGUUUGGCAACAAGCACAUGAUUUUUGACCCCUGGUUGACAGGACCUGCAUUUGCUCGGGGAUGGUGGUUACUUCAUGAACCUCCCACCGAUUGGUUAGAAAGACUAUGUCGUGCUGACUUGAUCUACAUAAGCCACAUGCACUCUGAUCAUCUAAGUUAUCCUACGCUACAGAAGCUUUCAGAAAAAAGACCGGACGUACCAAUAUAUGUUGGGAAUACGGAGCGCCCUGUUUUUUGGUACCUGAACAACAGUGGAGUGAAACUAACAAAUAUCCACAUUGUUCCUUUUGGAGUAUGGCAAAAGGUAGAUGAGCAUCUAAGAUUUAUGAUACUGAUGGAUGGGGUUCAUCCUGAAAUGGACACCUGUAUCAUUGUCGAGUAUAAAGGCCAUAAAAUACUCAAUACAGUGGACUGCACACGCCCAAACGGUGGAAGGUUACCUACAAAUGUUGACUUAAUGCUGAGUGACUUUGCUGGUGGGGCAUCUGGGUUUCCAAUGACCUUCAGCGGUGGAAAAUUUACAGAGGAAUGGAAAGCCCAGUUUAUCAAAACUGAACGAAAAAAGCUAAUUCAUUAUAAAGCACAACUCGUGAAAGACCUAAAACCUCGUAUCUUCUGUCCUUUUGCUGGAUACUUUAUUGAGGCUCACCCAUCAGAUAAGUAUAUAAAGGAAACUAAUAUAAAGAAUGAUCCUGUGGAACUUAAUAAGCUUAUCAGUGAAGGCAAUAUCAUUACAUGGACACCGAAGCCUGGAGCAACACUAGACUUGGGAAGAUUACUAAAAGAUCAGUCUGAUAGAGAUGGAAUAGUAGAUCCACCGUCUGGUACAAAGAUCUUUAAAGAUUCAUGGGACUUUGAAAGGUACCUGGACAAAAUUUCAUCUUCGUUUGAUGAUGAGAUUUUUCACAGUCCUUCGUGGAUUAAAGAAUACUUCACCUGGGCUGGAUUUAAGGGGUACAAUCUUGUAAUCAGGGUGAUUGAAACUGAUGAAGAUUUUGCACCUCUACCUCAAGGAUACAACUACUUGGUAGAUUUCUGGGACCUGUCAUUUCCUACAGAAAGGCCAUCCCGUGAGCAUCCUUAUGAAGAAAUUAGGUGCCGGGCUACAGUGUUAAGACAUGUAGUGAAGAAUGGGCUUUUGUGGGAUGAUUUGUACAUUGGAUUUCAAACACGAGUUCAACGAAAUCCAGACAUCUACCAUCAUCAAUUUUGGAACCAUUUUCAAAUUAAGCUUCCCCUAUCGCCACCUGACUGGAAUUCAUUUGUAGAGCGUGAAAACAAAAAUAGAACGUCCGCACAAAACUGCAAUGUGAUGUAAGACAUUUUGAUAUUUCUGACAAUCUAAACGUAAAAUGGUGACUGGAUAGGAUAAAAGGUGACCUAAUCAAUGGACUUCAAAUUAUAAGUAACUAGAUAAUGAAGAUCUAUAUCAUGCAUGUGUCAUAGUCCUUGAAGACAGUAGAAUUUAUCUAUAGGCAAACAAAAGUGUCAAUAUUUGUUUAGUGCAACA
This is a messenger RNA of Spea bombifrons (plains spadefoot toad), 2119 nucleotides long. RefSeq names its product cytidine monophosphate-N-acetylneuraminic acid hydroxylase-like. The record is from RefSeq and is a predicted model, not a curated record. Lineage: Eukaryota; Metazoa; Chordata; Amphibia; Anura; Pelobatidae. The transcript has 15 exons. Gene Ontology annotation, molecular function: 2 iron, 2 sulfur cluster binding. The coding region runs from base 170 to 1927 and encodes 585 amino acids.